Eleginops maclovinus (Patagonian blennie) is the source of this 1862-nucleotide messenger RNA. Its product is annotated as KIAA1143 ortholog. The record is from RefSeq and is a predicted model, not a curated record. The coding region runs from base 134 to 610 and encodes 158 amino acids. NCBI's taxonomy places the organism in Eukaryota, Metazoa, Chordata, Actinopteri, Perciformes, Eleginopidae. The transcript is spliced from 3 exons.
UUGCAGUAGCUCCCGAAGGCACGUGACUUGCAGCGGCACAUCCUAAUGACGUACUCUGGAUUUUAGUGAAACCGUGAAGUGUAUUUAGGCCUGUAAAACACUUGUGUCUUUUUUAUCGUAUAACUAAUUCGCAAUGAACAAAAGCAAGGCCAGUGGCGUGUCUUGGGUGAAACCUGCGGAGCCAUCGUUUCUGAAGAAGUUUAAGAAGGAUGUUGGUUUUAAAGAAGGACCGACUGUUGAUACCAAGCUGCAAACAAUGCCAGUCCUGGAUGAUGACAGCGGCAGUGACAAGGAGGAUGAGCUCCCUCAGGUUGUGGUUCUGAAGGGGGGGGACCUGAGCGCAGAGGACGUGAAGAAGAUCAAGGACGAGCUGCGUCCUGCAGGAGAGAAAGAUGAUGCUGCUCCUCCUGAUGGUAAAAUCCUGUUCAAGAAACCAGCCAAACGCUCCUCAGACAAAUUCCAGGGCAUCAAGGCCAGCUCCAGCAAGAAGAAGAAGAGUGAAGAAGGAGAGGAUGGGGAGGAAGUGAAGAAAGAUGUAAAGUCCGGAAAGAAAGUAAAAAAUAACAGCCUUCUGUCAUUUGGAGGGGAUGAAGAGGAAGAGGAGAACUAACUGUUAUUGGUGAAAUGGAGGAGUGACAUAAACCCAUGUGACAGAAUCAUCAAGGGGACAACUGAAUAUGUAUGGUUGACUCUUUCAUAAUAUUGAUGAACAGGGGUUAAUUGAACUGGAGUUCUCCAACAGUGUGCAGCCUGUCCAUUUUGUAGUUGUUUUAAGGACAGUGCUAGUAUUUUUCCAUGUCUAAGCCCACUGAAUACAACUAGUCUAUACUUGAUGUUACUGUUUUAUUUAUUUCAGUACACUUUAAAUAGAUUCAGUUUUUCUUUACAUAACAAUUGCAUCUGAAUAAUUCUGUUUAUCCAGUCAACAUAAUGCUAAAUGAUCUUUGCAAAGUAGAGUUCACCUUUGAUCAUUGACCUACCUUUAAUAAGUUUCAGGUCUCCAGGAUUUGUAAAGUCCAUUAAGGCCUUUUAAAAAAAAUUCUGAAUCCGUGGAAGUUAAUUUGAAAACUGAAAUGAAUAGACACCCACCUAUUUUAAAUGGGCUUAAACAUCAAAUAUCACCAGUGUAGAUGUAUGUGUUGUUUGUCCUUUUCAUCAAACAUCUGGCAAGAGAACAUCAGCAAUAGGUGCUAAAGCUGUGCUUCUGUUUGAAGGCGCUCCUCCGAACAGCUGCUUCCAUUUCAUGCAAACUAUGCAAAUGAAUCUGACAGAUGGCAACACUACUUCCAAAAACCAGAAGGUUGAUUGUUAGUUAGAUUUCAUGCUAAUUGUACACUGCACAAUAGUCAAUCCUAACAGUGAACCUUUAAAAUAAAUAAUUGACACAUUUGUCAUAUUGUUGAGGUUGAAUGCAAACUGACACACUUUUGAUAACCUGUCCUUAAAGCGAUCUAUUCCACCUAAAAAUAACUUCUUAAAACCAGUUCAUUUACCCCCAGCCCAGUGUCUCGUGGUGACUCCUCCUAAAGGAGUCGGAACAUUUAAAGCUGCUUGUCGUGUGACAAGUGAAACACCUGCUUCUUUUACACAUCAUCUUUUUGUUGAUUUCUUUUUUUUAUCCUCAGCUGCUGUGUAUUUGUAUGUCUAAGUGUUUGUAAGACAUGGACGAUAAUUCAUUGUAGAAUUUUUAAUACAUUUAUGUACUGAAUAUAUUCUAGCUUCGAAAAAGGAGCUGUAACAGUACAACCAUGCAUUCUUGUCAAUGCAAUUGUAUGUUUUUUUUAAAGUGUUGAUUGUUUUUAUUGUGUGCAUUUUUAGGAAAAUGGUGGCUGUAACAUUUUAAAUAUAAAAUCAUAAAAACA